Molecule: messenger RNA, 1212 nt
Organism: Canariomyces notabilis
Lineage: Eukaryota; Fungi; Ascomycota; Sordariomycetes; Sordariales; Chaetomiaceae
Exons: 2
Coding region: 442-1212 (256 amino acids)
Source: RefSeq, a predicted model, not a curated record
CCCUAGAAUCCAUAGACUUCGACCAAAAGGUUGACCCAUUUUGAGUGUAAUUCACCCUCAAUACCUCAGCCCAGACAAAGCGAUGAAGUCUCAAACAAAAAGUGUACAGGGACGUUCACAACAAAGGGCAAUGCUGACGGCAAUAUCUGUAACAGGUACAUACACGAACAAUUCUCUUUCUAUGAACUCCAACAAUUACUAAUGUACUUGUUCAAAGUUCGGCAAGGACUGAGACAAGAGAACUACUCGGGACCACUGGUAGGUUCUGAGGUCGGAAAUAAAUAUAAUAAAUACCUACCGACCUGCUCCCUCGAUCCUUUGUUGGAAUUCCAGCUUCCUAGCACAUGCAAAGAUCUGGCUAUCGAGGAAGGCUACAGGAACCGGAGGACAAACUGACUGAAGCUUUCAGACUCAUCAACACCAUAGCCACUGACAGCCGAAAUGCUUUCCUACUGCCUCCCCACUCACCAAACCCGACACAGACCGCCUAAGCAAGAGGUGAUCACCACCUCUUCCUCUGAGUACACCGGCCCUCUCACCCUCCUUCUCCACUGCCAGCUAGUCAAGCACAUGAAUUCGACCGCUUUCGAACUCCACAAGCACCUAACCGUCUACCUUGCUCACACGGAGGCAACUGCAAGCAGACUGGCAGUUACUCCCAAUUGGUGGCCGUCCAUCAAGCCGUAUUGGCAUAAGGAGCGGGAAAAAUAUCCUAUGCUAGCUCGUCGUGCGCAAUCUACCGCGCUCCCGAUCCUGCAUAGCGAGUAUGUCGCCGAGGUGGAACGAGGUAAGCCGCCAACCAAAGAAGCAGCACUUGACCGGCUCGAGCAGCUGGAGUGCAUGGCCUAUAUUGACGCCCGCCUUAACAGGGCUCGGUUCGCCUUGGCAGAGAUCGAGGGCAUCACGGCUUCGGGCUGGGGGGCUUGCGCGGAGGAAGACGCGCAUCGCAGAUCGCGCCUGUGGGUGGCCCAGCACAGCACAGGAUGCUUUGGUAAAAGACGAGUGCUUGUAAGGAUCCUGAUCCAGCAGAGGGCGAGGGACUUGGGCUUGGAGACGGCGGAGAAGUCUGAUGCGAACAAGUGGGCGGAGGAGCUUAGGAUUGGGGUCUUGACAGGCGAGAUAAGGAAAGUCGAUUGGCCCUCUCAGGGACUGUUCGAGAUGUACAAGAGGAGGAGGUAUGGAGGAAAGCGACUUCAGAAGCGCCGGGCUUAA